This is a messenger RNA of Drosophila navojoa, 1262 nucleotides long. RefSeq names its product Phospholipase A2 group III (gene GIIIspla2). Gene Ontology annotation, biological process: arachidonate secretion; phospholipid metabolic process. NCBI's taxonomy places the organism in Eukaryota, Metazoa, Arthropoda, Insecta, Diptera, Drosophilidae. The record is from RefSeq and is a predicted model, not a curated record. Gene Ontology annotation, molecular function: A2-type glycerophospholipase activity.
CACGGCGAAAUUGCCAAUAGCUAAUCGCCAGUCGAGCUGCAGCGUGCGAGCCCAUAAAACGCCAGCUUUUAGUAGUCGGAGCGACAUUUGAGUGUGAGAAGCGUGCCACAAACGCAACGCGAAGCCUUAAAAGAGAAUACGUUGAAUGAAAACACGCUUUUAACAGACUGACACAUUGAUAGAUUAAAGAAUUGACAGAAUGGCAACCGCAAUCGCAUUGAACUGCAAUUAUAUUUAUUUGCUAUGCUUAAUUGUGUUCGCCUGGCAGAUGUGCGCUGCAAAGCAGCUGCCAUUGCCCGCCAAUGUCGCUGCCGCUGCCACUGCCUCUGCCUCUUCCUCUGCGAGUGCAGCGGCAAUACCAACAACCACAAAGCCAACGUCAACACCAAUACAUACAGUGAGCCACAGUAUUGGUAAUAGCGGCCAACAGCAACUACGUCACGAAUCGUACGAUAAAGACGACGACACAAUUGCAGACGCACUGCCCCCCGCGCCCGCGCGCCGACGUCGACAGGUGUCCGAUUGGUUCAUAGCGCCAAACACACGCUGGUGUGGGCGUGGCAAUUUGGCAAAUGGAACGUACAAUCACUUGGGCGGCGCAUCGAUGGCUGACAAGUGCUGUCGGAAGCACGAUCACUGCAAGAUGUACAUACCGGCCAUGUCCAAUCGGUACGAUCUGUUCAACUAUCGCCCAUACACGCUGUCGCACUGCAGCUGCGAUCGGCGCUUCCGCACUUGCCUGAAAAUGGCCAACGACGAGGAUGCCAACACCAUUGGCAAGCUCUUCUUCAACAUGGUGCAGACGCAGUGUUUUAUCCUCAAAACAGAAACCCUGUGUCAGCAGCGGGGCACAGGCAGCGAGUCGGACAAAUGCUUGAGGGAAACAGUGCGCCACAAGGCCUACCUCAAAGAUAACUUAAAGUUUUAGGCGCAGCAGGGAAUGCCUACGAAGCCAAAGCCCGUUGAAUUGAACCUGCCAAAUGCGUCAGCAACCAAUUAAAAUAAAAAACAAAAUUGGCAUCUGACAUUAGGUUUGAAACCUAAUAGCAAACUAAUCUCAAAGCUCAGAUGAACAACAAAACAACUUGAGCAAUUGCUACACUUAAAACUCGUACUUACGAAAGACAUACAUUAUUACUAAACUAUACUCUACUCUACAUUAAGCUCUCAACUCUAUAUGCAUGUAUACAUAUAUAUAGUACAUACAUACAUAUGUAUAUGUCAACUGCUUAACUUUCGUAGUCGUAGCUUAAGCAUACAAA